This is a messenger RNA of Exophiala dermatitidis NIH/UT8656, 663 nucleotides long. RefSeq lists its product as uncharacterized. The record is from RefSeq and is a predicted model, not a curated record. Lineage: Eukaryota; Fungi; Ascomycota; Eurotiomycetes; Chaetothyriales; Herpotrichiellaceae. Gene Ontology annotation, molecular function: glutathione peroxidase activity; 2-hydroxychromene-2-carboxylate isomerase activity; glutathione transferase activity. The transcript has a single exon. The coding region runs from base 1 to 663 and encodes 220 amino acids. Gene Ontology annotation, biological process: naphthalene catabolic process; glutathione metabolic process. Gene Ontology annotation, cellular component: peroxisome; mitochondrion.
AUGGCCGGUCCCCGAGUGCCAGUGAUUGAAUAUUACUUCUCCUUCAUCUCGCUAUGGUCAUAUAUCGGGAGCCGGCGACUUGAGCGGCUUGCCCAAGAGUUUGAUGCAAAAAUCAUCUACAAACCCGUGGACCUGAUGCACAUUUUCUCCAUCUCUGGCGGUCUCCCAGUCAAAGAACGGCCCAUUCAGCGGCAGACAUACCGUCUUCUAGAAAUGGAGCGAUGGCGAAGGAUACGCGACAUACCGAUCGUGCCGCACCCGAAAUUUUAUCCGGCCAACCCAUCGCUUGCGCAUAGAGUGCUGUUGGCUGGCAUCGAUGAGAUUGGUCAUGACAGUCGCCAAGUACACGAGUUCGCCUUGAACGGCCUGAAGACGGUCUGGGCAGAUGAGUCCGACAUCGCCGACCCGGAGACUAUCGUCCGUGUGGCAGAUGCAUCGGGACUCGAUGGGCCGCGACUGUUGCGAAGAGCGGUGGAAGAGAGGCAGUUGGCCGACAAGGAAGCAGACCUGACACAGGAGGCCGUGUCGAGACAGUAUUUCGGCGCUCCUGUCUACUCUUAUCGAGAUGAGCCCUUCUGGGGCCAAGAUCGGCUUGAAAUGCUUCAGGAUGUGAUCAGCAGUGGCCGGGAGCCUAUUGUCAUGCCAUUCCCAGAGCACAUUUGA